This is a messenger RNA of Rhodotorula toruloides NP11, 990 nucleotides long. RefSeq lists its product as uncharacterized. Lineage: Eukaryota; Fungi; Basidiomycota; Microbotryomycetes; Sporidiobolales; Sporidiobolaceae. The transcript is spliced from 4 exons. Bases 1 to 990 code for a protein of 329 amino acids. The record is from RefSeq and is a predicted model, not a curated record.
AUGCCCUUCCCGCCUCUCGUCCUGACCCGAGAUCUCCUGAGGCACUUCCGCAAAGUCCCCGCGCACCAGACCGCCCUCUUGAGCGUCGCAAACGCCUUCCUCGCGCUCCUCACUUGGACGGACAAUCCUGCUUCGGCAGCAGUGCGGUCGAUCUUCCUCCCUGCGCUCACAGCCUCCGACGCCCGACCUACGUCCGCAUCCUCAGCAGCACUAGACACGCACCUCCUCACCCUCUUCUCAACCGAAACGCCUCAACUGGUCCUUCUGCAGACUGUGCCGACUAUCGAGCAACUUGAGGCGGCGUGGAGGGAGGGCCAGAUGGUAGGCAGGGUGUUUGUUGGAGCGGCGUUGAAUGCCGAGUUGGAGAGGGCGAGGGAGGAGGAUGCGAGGGACGAGGUGGCGAAUUUGUCGAUCAUGGUCAUCGCUACGCUGGCGUACGAGCUCGCGCACUGGAUCUACGUCAAGACUCACGGCUACACCCCACCGGACUAUUUCUCCGACACCUCUUCCCUUCGUACAACACACACGACGCACUCCAUCUCCGUCUCCUCGAUCCACUCCUCCGGGUCCGGCAGCGGGACGCUCCUCGUCCCACACCGCAACAAAGACGAUGUCGGCACGCGCGCUGUCCUAGCGUUGUUGGGCUACGACCUCGAGCUCCUCACCUACGCGAUUGGGGACCGCCAGCUCAUCAAACGGAGGUACCCGACUCGUCGUUCGCCGGUCCUUACGCCGCCUAUCUUGUUCGCCCUGAUUGGGGACACAGCGGGCGGGAUCCUCGAUUGUACGAGUAUGCCGCCGACGGUCAGCGGGAUGGUACCCCCUCACAAAGGGGGAGACUCGAUGUACGCUGUUACGAGCGUCCUCACGCCUGCUGGGUUGGCCAGGGUGCAUGGGAGUUGUGUAGUCCAUGGCGGAGCGGGCGAUGCGGGAAGCGUCAAGGUUAGUCUGGAGGGGGGGAGGGAGGAGGGGGAGAAGGUGUUCGCUUGA